Molecule: messenger RNA, 7865 nt
Organism: Podarcis muralis (Common wall lizard)
Lineage: Eukaryota; Metazoa; Chordata; Lepidosauria; Squamata; Lacertidae
Source: RefSeq, a predicted model, not a curated record
GCUUCCCCGAGGAUUGGUUUUCUGGGAUCCCUCUGCGGGGAUUGGUUGGCUCCCGAAUGUGGGCUGGCCUGGGCAGCUUAGCUUCUCAGCCUGGUCAGGUUACAUACCUGGAGGAGGAGCAGGUGGGCUUCCCCUAAAGCCUCUGUCUUGUGAGCUGUGCACUUUCUUAUUCUUUUGCCGUGUCUCCCCUUUAAAGCAGGCAGAGGGAAGGGGGUCUCAGGGCAGAGAGUCUCUGUGGGGCCCUAGGCUCUUUUCUCAUUGAACUUUGGAACCACCUCUCCCAAGCCCCCUAGUAGGACCUGGGGAAGGAAAGGGAAAGGAAGUUGACCUAUAACCUGGUGCAAGGCAGAGGGUGCUGUGCUAUAGGGAACAGGCUCUUGAGUGAGGGGUGUUGGGCUGCAGGGAGUAGGGUAAAAGUGACUAUGCGAGGGGGCAUGUGUUCUUCCUAGGAUGCAUAGCUGAACCAAGGAGGAAGAUGCUGAUGCUGUUGUAUCACUUUGUUAUGCUUCGUUAUUGCAUCACUUACGAAUGUGGGGGUUUUUUGCGGGGAGGGGGGAAAUCCAUGCUGGGGGAGCUGAGCUGUAAUAAACCUUGCUAUUAAGCCAAAGUCCUUCCCCCUCCCCGCAUGCUUGAGUUUUAUUUCAGCCCGGCUUCUCCCUGGAUGGGUUAUGUCCUGCACCCCUUGACCUCCUCCGCUUGCCACAAAGCUGUCCUCAUGUGCUGCUGGCUGUUGCUUCCCACAGCCCAGGAGGCUGCGUCAGAGUGCUGCUGUGAAUGGGCGAGCUAAGCCAGAGGAAGGACCCAGCUGCCAGGAACUAGCACCGCUGCCACUCCUGCCCCAAACUUUCCCUCUGAAAUCUAUCCUGUUGCACCCUGGGCAAAACUCCACACCGUUUGGAGAAGAGGAAGGGCACAUUGCUGAGAGAGCAGCAGAAUGGCGAGCUGGAAUUAGUGGACAAGUAAACUGAGUUUGGACUGAGCUGUGGCCAAAUAGUUCCUUUCACCUUGUGUUCUGGAUCUUUGAUGCGUGGAUCAGGUGAGCCAGCAAGUGUCGGAGACCAGUGGGGUCUGAUCUGAACUUCUGGAGUUUUCUGGACUGCAUAAGGAAGGCUGCAUAUCGUAGGCUGUGUUCACUGUUGCCGCUCAAUGUUGAAGAGGAAAUAAGAGACGCCCCUCACUGCUGCUUCUUUGCCUUCCCUACGGGGAUCCAUGUCGCCUCCUCGUGUCCAGUUCCCAGCGGCCUUCCAGUAUGUCCUGGUUUAGCGGCAUCCUGGUGCCCAAAGUGGACGAGCGGAAGACUGCUUGGGGGGAGCGCAAUGGGCCCAAGCGCCACCGCCCAGCGCUCUGUGGCCCUCGCUACAUGAGUUGCCUGCAGGACCCGGAGCUGGAGCGCGGAGGCAGCGGGGGACUGGGCCUGAACUGUUCGUGGCAGGAGGACCACUAUGGCAAGAAGGCGCCGCCGCCACCCCCGCCUGGCACUGGGGACCUGGGACUCAAAGCUGUGGACCUGGGCUUCGAGGACGGGGGCGGAGAGGCCAAGGGGCUCUCGGCCAGCGACUGCGGCCGGCGCCUGCUGCAAGUGUUCCGCUCCAAGCGCUUCCGUUCGGCCAAGCUGGAGCGGCUCUACCAGCGCUACUUCUUCCAGAUGAACCAGAGUUCGUUGACGGUGCUCAUGGGAGUCUUGGUGCUGGCUUGCAGCAUCAUGCUGCUGUUCCACUGCGUGCCUGGCACUCCCCGCGUGCCCUAUGCCGCCGCCCUGGCCGUGGCGGCCGCCCUGUUCCUCUCGCUCAUGGUCCUCUGCAACCGGACUGGCUUCCACCAGGACUGCAUGUGGGCCGUGAGCUACCUGGUCAUUGGGGCGUUGUGCGGGGUGCAGGCUCUGGGCACUCUCCUGGUCUCGCCACGCAGUGCCUCCGAGGGCGUCUGGUGGAGCGUCUUCUUCAUCUACAUCAUCUACACCCUCCUCCCCGUCCGCAUGAGGGUGGCGGUCCUGGCUGGAGCCUUGCUCUCUGUGCUGCACCUGGUAAUCUCCUGGCACCAGAACAGGGCGGACUCCUUCCUUUGGAAGCAGCUUGGAGCCAACAUUUUGAUAUUCCUGUGUACCAACGUCAUUGGCAUCUGCACCCACUACCCGGCUGAGGUGUCGCAGCGCCAGGCCUUCCAAGAGACCCGGGGCUACAUUCAGGCACGGCUACACCUGCAACGUGAAAACCGCCAGCAGGAACGGCUCUUGCUUUCAGUGCUGCCCCAGCAUGUUGCCAUGGAGAUGAAGGAGGACAUCAACACAAAGAAGGAGGACAUGAUGUUCCACAAGAUCUACAUCCAGAAACAUGACAAUGUCAGCAUUCUGUUUGCUGACAUUGAGGGUUUCACUAGCCUGGCGUCCCAGUGCACAGCGCAGGAACUGGUCAUGACACUGAACGAGCUGUUUGCCCGUUUUGACAAGCUGGCUGCGGAGAAUCAUUGCCUCCGCAUCAAGAUCCUGGGGGACUGCUACUACUGUGUCUCUGGACUUCCAGAACCGCGGGCGGACCAUGCCCAUUGCUGCGUGGAGAUGGGCGUUGACAUGAUUGAGGCCAUUUCGCUGGUGCGUGAGGUGACGGGGGUGAAUGUGAACAUGCGUGUCGGGAUCCACAGUGGGCGUGUACAUUGCGGAGUGCUGGGGCUACGCAAGUGGCAGUUUGACGUCUGGUCCAAUGAUGUCACCCUGGCCAACCACAUGGAGGCUGGUGGCAAAGCAGGGCGGAUCCACAUUACGCGAGCUACGCUGCAGUACCUGAAUGAGGACUACGAAGUGGAGCCAGGGCACGGGGGCGAGCGCAAUGCCUACCUUAAGGAGCACAACAUCGACACCUUCUUCAUCGUGGGCUGCAGCCAGAAACGAAAAGAGGAGAAGGCCAUCUUAGCCAAGCUGCAGAGGGCUCAGGCCAAUUCUACCGAAGGACUGGUGCCUCGCUGGGUGCCUGAGCGCUCCUUCCCCCGGACGAAGGACUCCAAGGCCUUCCGACAGAUGGGUAUUGAUGAUUCCAGCAAAGACAACCGAAGCACGCAGGAGGCCCUGAACCCUGAAGAUGAAGUUGAUGAGUUUCUGGGCAGGGCCAUUGAUGCUCGAAGCAUUGACCAGCUGCGCAAGGACCAUGUCAAGCGCUUCCUGCUCACUUUCCAGAAGCCAGAGCUGGAGAAGAAGUAUUCCAAAAAGGUGGAUACCCGCUUUGGCGGCUAUGUGGCUUGCACCGUCCUUGUCUUCUGCUUCAUUUGCUGCAUCCAGAUUGUCAUCUUCCCGCACUCCCCUCUGAUGCUUGGCGCCUACAUCAGCAUCUUUGUCAUCCUGGCCACCAUCCUUUUUGUCUGUGCCAUCUAUUCCUGCCUUGGCCCUUUUCCAGCGGCCCUGCAGCGUGUCUCCCGCAAGAUUAUCCAGUCCCGAAUGAACAGCACGAUUACUGGUGUUGCUGCCAUCCUGCUGGUCUUCAUCUCUGCUUUUGUCAACAUGUUUGCUUGCAGCCGGCUCCGCCUCCAAGACUGCGCUGCCGGGUUUCUCAACAUUACUCCAGCCGCCGUGGGGCCCUGCCACCUACAUGCCCUCAACUACUCGUUGGCAUCAGACACGCUGCCCUGCCAGGGAAAUGGCGCUUCUAGCUGCAGCUUCCCUGAGUACUUCACUUACUCGGUGUUGCUGAGUCUACUGGCUUCCUCUGUUUUCCUGCACAUCAAUAGCCUUGGGAAGCUGGCGUUGCUGAUAGGGAUGGAGGUGGUGUACCUGGCCGUGGCCGAGGGCCCCCAGGGGGUGUUGUUCAACAACUACGACCUGCUGGUGGCUGCUAAUGCCCUGCCAGCCUUCAAUGAGACCCACAGCAGUCAAGAUUGUUCUGCCGAGGGGAAAGUGGCCUUACAGUACAUGACACCUGUCAUCUUGCUGCUCUUUGCUUUGGCACUCUACCUGCAUGCCCAGCAGGUGGAGUCUACGGCCCGGCUGGACUUUCUCUGGAAACAACAGGCUACAGGUGAGAAAGAGGAGAUGGAGGAGCUUCAGGCCUACAACCGUCGGCUGUUGCACAACAUCUUGCCCAAAGAUGUGGCCGCUCACUUCCUGGCCCGCGAGCGCCUCAACGACGAGUUGUACCACCAGUCGUGUGAAUGUGUCGCCGUCAUGUUUGCCUCGAUCAGUAACUUCUCAGAGUUCUACGUGGAGCUGGAAGCCAACAAUGAAGGCGUUGAAUGUCUGCGGCUGCUUAAUGAGAUAAUUGCCGACUUCGAUGAGAUUAUCAGUGAUGAGCCAUUCAGGCAGCUGGAGAAGAUAAAGACGAUUGGCAGUACCUACAUGGCGGCUUCAGGGCUGAAUGACAGCACGUAUGACCGCGAGGGGCGCUCCCAUAUUACAGCGCUGGCAGACUAUGCGAUGCGGCUCAUGGAGCAGAUGAAAUAUAUCAAUGAACACUCAUUCAAUAACUUCCAAAUGAAAAUUGGGCUAAAUAUUGGGCCAGUAGUGGCUGGGGUGAUUGGCGCCCGAAAGCCGCAGUAUGACAUUUGGGGCAACACGGUGAAUGUCUCUAGCCGUAUGGACAGCACUGGUGUCCCUGACCGUAUUCAGGUGACAACUGACCUAUAUCAGGUAUUGGCAGCCAAAGGUUAUCAGCUGGAGUGUCGUGGGGUCAUCAAGGUCAAGGGCAAAGGCGAGAUGACCACCUAUUUCCUGAAUGGAGGCCCCACCAGUUAGCAAGAAAAGAGCCUUUGCUUAACAAAGGGACCUAUUAAGCUGGGCUCAGUCAGGCACCAUGGGGUUGAUUGGUUCUCUGUCUUUCUCUCUUUGCUCUGGAUUUUGGAACACACCCUCCUAAAAAGGGAAGAACCCCUACAGCUUCUGAAAUGGGAUCCUUGAUCGUCUUGGAAACAGAAGAGAUGUCGGGGGGUCGCUUUACCCCAUACAAGACUUAUUUUUUAUUUAUUUGGAGCAAAGCCUAACUUGGAGUGCCUCCUUUUGGGCCCGUGUGGGUGCUAUUUUGGGGUAAAGUUUGUUGUGAACCUUCUGCCGCUCUUGGGAUCGACCAAAGGACUUGGUGAAGGGAGGCUGCAGCAGGGGUUAGAAGACCCCACCCUUGUCUAUCUGUGGAUCCAGAAAGCUGACAUUUUGAUUUUAUUGUUGAAGGGAGGCUAUACCCUUUUCUUUCUGCCCCGCCUCCACCCUGAAGCAUUGCUCGGAUGUUUUUUGAGCGGGGCUCCAUUUUCCUCAUGGCGCCAUUUUGCUGAGACUUUCCAGAAGCGCAGCGACGGCACUUUUCUCUUGGGGGAGGUGACUUUCCCUCAGUGCGUUUUGUCGGUCACAUCUCUCAGCAAACACCCACUAUCUUUUUGUUCGUGUGUGUGUGUGUGUGUGUGUGUGUGUGUGUGUGUGUCUUUCUCUCACACACAUAACACGCUCUCACAAACUCACUGUGAUGUUUGGGAAUCUCUCUCUCUCUCUCUCUCUCUCUCUGAGGGAUUGUCAUUUGGGGUACAGUUCUCAUUUGCCAAAUUGCUAUGUCUGGUUGGAAUGAAGGGGAGCGAUGACAAGCACUUGAGGUGCUUUGAGAGGGGGGAAAUGGGACAGUGGCUGGGGGUUGUGGUUUUGAUGCCAAAGAGACGGGAAGGAAACAGGCCUUCUUUCCCCUGCCUCCGCUGCCACUCCAUCUCCUGUAAUAGCCAGGGAAAGAGGCUUUGCUGCCCUGUGGAGAUGCAAACCUGCCUUAGGUGCCUGAAGUAAAGGGGACAGAUUGUUUUGUCUGCAGCCCUCCCCUUCCACCUUUCUGCAGAAGGGAACUUCUUCCCUACUCACUUGGGACCCCAAAAUAAAAAAGUAGAAAUUACUUAACAGGAGCUGGAAUUGGCAGACAGAGCAAGCUCCUUCCUUCUAGCCCACUCUCAUGGAUCUUUUGCUGUUAAGUGCCAUGUCUCUUCUCCACUCACCGCGCCCCCUCUUUUAUCCAUCUUUUAGGUUUGGUCUAGUUGGUUCUACUGACCUUGUUUCCUGGGGGUUGUGAGGGUAUUUUCCCGUCUUUCUCAUACAUAUUAUAUAUGUAGCGCCAGAAAAAUAAUAACGUACCCGUCCCCCUUCUGCUCUUUAUCCCAUAUGUUGGAAGUCUUGAGGGUAGGUGGGUGUGCUUAUCCUAAGCAAAGUGGACUUCCACAAAUUUGGGGGUCUGGCUGCCCUAGUGAAUGUUUGCUCUGACCCUCCUGACUGGCAGGAAACACAAUAGAUGACAAAAUCCGCAAAGUGAGAGCUCUGUGUUAAUUGCCGGAUUUAAGUUGGUGAGAACAUGGCACUGAGGUGGAAGAGGAGAAGACCCUUGACUCCUUUUAUUUUUAUUAGCCUAGGUGGGUGGGAAUGGGGAUCUAUUUGCACCAAAGUACUAACUGGUCAUAGGAACUUCAGAAACCAUGUGUAAAAAAAGAUUUGAAAGAGAGCUCACUUUUUUUCCCCCCAGAGCUCCCCACACCUAUAUUACCUGCCAAUGAUUCCAAGGAGAAAUUAUUUCCAAACCUAUUAUAGUACACAAAAUCUAGGUUAGCAUGAUGCAAAACUGGCAUAAAAGGAUUACUGCAAGAGAUUGAGACUGCAGGCAGUGUGGGCAAGACGUGACACUGGGCAUCUUGCACGGCCAGGUCCACAUCAACAUAGCUGCUCUCAUCUCUGUUGCCCGCCUCGGCGGCCGCCGCCGGCCAGCCCCACCAUGCCCUGCUGCUCAGCAAGCCCAUGGCUGCUCACCUGCCUCCUCCUCAUGGGGCCCAUGCCAAGGCCGCGGCCGCCGGCGACUCAGCGACCAGCGGCGGCAACGGCCGCCGCCAUUGUAGCCACGGCCAAGAGAGCUCACUGUUGAGUGGUGAAAGUGUGCUGAAAAGAAGUGUGUGUCUGUUUGGUGUAGAAGGGCAGGUCCAUCUGGUCAGUAGCUGGCACGGCUGGCCAAUGGCACAGUUAUUGAGCACUUGCUAUUUCCCAGAUCGAUGGGUUGUGGCUGCCAUUUUGAAAUGCUCCAUCUACUUCUCUAGCCCCUGUAGGGGCACCUUGGAUAGUGCAGGCAUGCAGCCUGCUUACAUUCUGCCUGUUUCCUCUAUAAUUUUCCCAUUUUAUGCAGUGGGUGCAAUUCCACCUUUGGAGGAACCACCUUUGGCCUAUUUUCACUUGACCCUGUUCCAAGGAGUCUUUUAUCUGCAGCUGUGGACUGAAUUGGUUGCAAGCAUGUGUAUGGGUAUGUCCCACCCACUACCAUAGUUUGGGUCUUGUCCCUCUCAUAUCUGAUGUUGGCAAGUUACAGCCCCCCUUUCCACCUUUUGUUACAUAGGAUUCCAGUACUGAACCAGAUUCCUUGGAAACAAGGUUUAUUUUGCUCAACUCUUUGUCACAAGUGACACCUAAAUUGGGGGACAUCUAAGCCAUGGGGAAGCAAGGUAGCUUUGUGAAAUCUCUAUUCCAUUGAAGAGGAUGGAUAAAGCGGAAAACAACUAUUUUUAAUUGAAAAAAAUGAGUCUUUUAAAGAAGGAGGGAAAGAAGUUGAAGAUUAUUCUUUUUUAGUUUAUGGUUUAAAAAGCUCUAAUAUUCCUUAAUUUUUUAAAAAAGAAAAGAUUAUUUUUAAUGGACAACUGUCAUUGUGCAUAGCCUAUGAGUUAUUUAUGCUCACCAUGGGGAAGACCAUGUAGGAGGAGAGAGUGAGCUUUAAAAAAAGACAAAAGUAACCCAGAUCUCCCCACUCCCUCUAGGGCUACUGCGAAAAUGGCUCAGUUGUGUUCCUUGGGCGAGGUGUAUGAGCAGAGUGGGCAAUAUGGCACUUAUUUGGUACUUUUUUUCUUUUUGUGUGUGUAUAUAUAAAUUAUAUAUUAAAGAUCACUUUCUAUUA